UUUCAGAUUUUUGCAAAUUUCCGUGUUAUAUCAUUCUCGAUAUAUUGAAAAAUGCCAAAUUUUGGUCAAUUACCGAAAGUAGUCUUUGUUUUAGGACCUCCAGGAUGUGGCAAAGGAACACAGUGUAUGAAAUUAGCAAAGAAUCUCGGUUUGAAGCAUUUGAGUGCCGGCGAAUUGCUUCGGAAUGAAAGGAAACGUAGUGAUUCUCAAUAUGGACAAAUUAUUGAAUCACAUAUUCGGAAUGGCACUAUUGUUCCGGUUGAAAUUACUUGCAAACUUCUCGAAAAUGCAAUGAAUGAUUCGUUGUCUGCAAAAGCAUUCUUGAUUGAUGGUUUCCCAAGAAAUCAGAAUAAUGUGGAAGGAUGGGAACGUAUGAUGCUUUCAAAAGCAAAUGUUCUAUUCGUUUUAUAUCUGCAUUGUCCAGAUGACAUUUGUGUAAAAAGAUGCUUGAAUCGUAAUGAAGGACGUUCGGAUGAUAAUGAGGAGUCGUUACGUAAAAGGAUUAAAACAUAUCAUACACAAACAAUACCAAUCAUAGAACACUACAAGGCAAAAAAUCUUGUGCGACAAGUAUCAGCAACGGCAUCACCAGAUGAGGUUUACGAAGAAGUGGAAAAAAUUUUUAAAAACUCUGGCAUCUAAGAAUGCCUGAAAAUCC
Molecule: messenger RNA, 658 nt
Organism: Loa loa (African eye worm)
Lineage: Eukaryota; Metazoa; Nematoda; Chromadorea; Rhabditida; Onchocercidae
Product: UMP-CMP kinase
Exons: 5
Coding region: 52-642 (196 amino acids)
Biological process (GO): UDP biosynthetic process; 'de novo' pyrimidine nucleobase biosynthetic process; CDP biosynthetic process
Cellular component (GO): nucleus; cytoplasm
Molecular function (GO): UMP kinase activity; ATP binding
Source: RefSeq, a predicted model, not a curated record